CUCUGCUGUCACCCCCUGCUCGCGGGGUGUCCCCCCUGCUGUCCCCACCAUGCUCUUCUGGCACGGCCAGCCCGACCACUACUGGUCCGGCCCUGGGGAUGUGUACCCCCUGCCCAGCUCCGGGGGGCUCAGGGACCCCCCCGUGCUGCCCUACCUGAAGCAGGAGGAGCCCAACGGCAUCUCCACGUCUCAGCCGCCCAUCCCCGCCUUCCAGUACGUGCUGAGCGCCCCCACCUCCCCGGCCGUGCGGCACCACGAGGAGACCCUCACCUACCUCAACCAGGGCCAGUCCUACGAGAUCCGCAUGAUGGGAGCGGCGCGGGGGGACCCGGCCGAGGGCCGCAGGAUGGUCAAGAGCGUGCUCCGGGUGGUUUUCCACGACCGGCGGCUCCAGUACUCGGAGCAGCAGCAGCUCGAGGGUUGGCGCUGGAGCCGCCCGGGCGAUCGGAUCCUGGACAUCGACAUCCCGCUCUCCGUGGGGAUCCUGGAGCCCCAAAUCCACCCCACGCUGCUCAACACGGUGGAAUUCCUCUGGGACCCCUCCAGGCGCACGUCCGUGUUCGUGCAGGUUCACUGCAUCAGCACCGAGUUCACGCUGCGGAAGAACGGGGGGGAGAAGGGGGUCCCGUUCCGCAUCCAGAUCGACACCUUCGGGGCGGGGGGCAAGGGCGACCCCCCCGAGCACCUGCACUCGGCCAGCUGCCUGGUCAAGGUGUUCAAGCCCAAGGGCGCCGACAGGAAGCAGAAGACGGACCGGGAGAAGGUGGAGAAGCAGCCGGCGGCGGAGCGGGAGAAGUUCCAGCCGUCCUACGAGAGCACCGUGCUGGCCGAGUGCCCCCCGUGGCCGGACGCGCUGGGUGCCCCCCUCAGCCCCCCGGGCACCCCGGGGCUGCCGUCCCCGCACCCCUACAAGCUGCUGAGCCCCGAGAGGGUGUGCGUGUCCCCCGAGGGACCCGAGGAGAGUCCUGGCGAGGCGCUGAGUCCCUGCGCAUCCCCGCUGGAGACGCAGCAGUGGCUGCUCCGGCGCCGCUUCUCCUCCUGCGCCCGCGUCUUCGCCAACUUCAGCGGAGCCGACCUGCUGAAGCUCUCCCGCAGGGACCUGAUCCAGAUCUGCGGAGCCCCCGACGGCAUCCGCCUGUGCCACGCCCUGGCGGGCAGGUGCCCGCGGCCCCGGCUGACCCUGUACGUGGCGCGGGAGCCCGGCGGGGCUGAGGCUGCGGAGGAGGCGGGAUCAGGGCUGUACCAGGAGCUGCACCUGCAGCACCUGACGGUGUCCGAGCUCUCUGCCCAGCUGGCCGAGCUGCUGGCGCUGCCCCCGGCGCAGAUCCUGCGCCUGUCCCGGCAGGGACCCGGCGGCAUCCACGUCCUGGUCAGCGACGCGAUGAUCAGGAACCUCCAGGACGAGACGAGUUUCGUGGUGGCGAUCGCCAAAGCCCCCGGCCCCGACGGCUUCCAGCUGCUGCUGCGGUAGGAGCGGCGACACCCCGGGAAGGGACAUCGCUGGAGCCGUGCGGGGACCGAGAGGGGAGCCCGAGGGUGGCCCAGCCCCGAGAGUCCCCCCUUGUCCCUGUGUCCCCCCCCGUGUCCCCCCCCGUGUCCCCCCCCGUGUCCCCCACCGUGUCCCCGCUUUGUAUUAAAGGACGGCGGAGCGGCCCCG
Molecule: messenger RNA, 1657 nt
Organism: Oenanthe melanoleuca
Lineage: Eukaryota; Metazoa; Chordata; Aves; Passeriformes; Muscicapidae
Product: transcription factor CP2-like protein 1
Exons: 15
Coding region: 50-1471 (473 amino acids)
Biological process (GO): regulation of transcription by RNA polymerase II
Cellular component (GO): nucleus
Molecular function (GO): DNA-binding transcription activator activity, RNA polymerase II-specific; RNA polymerase II cis-regulatory region sequence-specific DNA binding
Source: RefSeq, a predicted model, not a curated record